UCAGAUUGGGACGUUUGGACCCGGGCGUGUGCAGAUGAAGCCGCUGGGAGGAGUCCAGAGCUUCGCCCCGCCCCCGCUGGACUGAGCCCAGACUGCGUAGGAGUUUCAGGGGGGGGAAUCAAUGGAUUCAGGAAGCAGUAGGAAUUUGGAGACUACAGUGAAUAGGGUCUGUCCUGAUCAGCUUGUUCCAAAGAUAAACACAAGCAAGAAAAUGUCUACCUUAGCAAACCAACCAAGCAUCCUGGAAAUGUCACAAGAGGUUAAGAAAAGCUGUGGAGAUAAACAGGUAGAAAUCACAGUUGAAAGAAUAAAAAUGGUGAAGAGCAUCAAAGAAAAACAAAGUAAUGGUUUAGAGAAAGUGGCCUUUAAAAGGAAGGCAGAAAAUGAAGAAAAGCCAGCUGGAAAGAAAGAGGCAAAGAUAACAGAACUUGACAGCACAUUGAUCACCAUGCCUCUGCCUCACAUUCCCUUAAAAAACAUCAUGGAUGUGGAGGUGAAGUUGGUCUACAUCGAUGAAGAGGAUGUGAGCUAUGAGUUUGUAGAGUCCAUCAUGUCCACUGGGAUUCGACCAACGUGCCGAGCUGCUGAAAUAGUAGACCCUUUGCAUGUACCUAAUUUCAGCUUUCUGCCUCAGAUUGACAAAUGGCUUCAGGUAGCCUUAAAGGAUGCUAGCUCUUGCUACAGACAGAAGAAAUACGCAGUGGCAGCCGGACAGUUCAGAACAGCAUUGGAGCUUUGCAGCAAAGGGGCAGCUCUGGGAAAACCAUUUGAAGCAUCUGCUGAGGAUAUAGCAAGUGUGGCAAGUUUCAUCGAGACAAAGCUUGUUACAUGCUAUCUACGCAUGAGGAAACCCGACCUUGCCCUGAAUCAUGCACACAGGAGCAUUGUUUUAAACCCAGCUUAUUUCCGAAAUCAUCUUCGCCAGGCAACAGUGUUUAGAUGUCUGGAGAGAUAUUCAGAAGCUGCCCGGAGUGCCAUGAUUGCUGACUACACGUUCUGGCUCUGUGGAGGAAGUGAACAGUAUAUAAGCAAGCUCAUCAAACUGUAUUGGCAGGUAAAAAUUGAUGUCCCAACUAGGGAGGAGGAGUCCUUUUCUGUCUGAUUCAGUCCAAGUUCUAACAAAAUAAAAACAGACACUAUAGAGCAGUAGAAAGAAGUCAGGCCUAAGAUUCACAAGCUGUACCUUCUAUUCAUUUCCUGUUGUAUUUCAGAUCUUCAAGGACUCCACAUAUUGCCUCAGACAGUUGACUGGUCAUCUUUUCCUCCCCAACAAUAUCUCCUGACUCUUGGGUUCAAAAACAAAGAAGAUGGGAAAUUUUUGGAAAAACUAUCAAGUAGAAAGCUGCCUACAUUUACAGAACAUAAAACUCCCUUCGGUCUGCUGACCAAAGAAGACACAAUGAGACACAUGGAGACAAUGGGGAAGCGAAUCUUGCCAAUAUUGGAUUUUAUUAGAAGCACCCAACUGAAUGGGAGUUUCCACGGGUGCUCAGGUGUGAUGGAGAAGUUGCAAUACGCCAGCCUCCUCAGCCGACUGCAGAGAGUAAAGGAGCAGUCCCAGGUGAUCAAUCAAGCAAUGGCAGAGCUAGCAACCAUUCCCUAUCUACAGGACAUCAGUCAACAGGAGGCGGAAUUGCUGCAGUCACUAAUGGCAGAUGCUAUGGACACCCUUGAAGGAAGAAGAAACGAUAAAGAACGUGUGUGGAAUACAAUCCAAAAGGUUGGACGAAUUGAAGACUUCCUAUACCAAUUAGAGGACAGUUUCUUAAAAACUAAAAAACUGAGAACUGCUCGAAGGCAAAAAACAAAACUGAAGCGGCUUCAAACUGUGCAACAAAGCUAGUCACUGGGGAGCAGGCACUACCAUCAAGAGGUCCCAGAGGAAGGGGCAGUGGCGUCCCACCAGACUGACUGAGACAGUCCAGGAACAAAGGCCUAGCCAAAGGAGUGAGGGCGCACUCGCCUUGGCUCGCUUUACAAAGGGAUUCUGUGCUUCAUUCAUCUCCACUGGCAGCAAUAAAUGUUCUCGACAAGUAUGACUUGA
Molecule: messenger RNA, 2044 nt
Organism: Callorhinus ursinus (northern fur seal)
Lineage: Eukaryota; Metazoa; Chordata; Mammalia; Carnivora; Otariidae
Gene: SPATA16
Product: spermatogenesis associated 16
Biological process (GO): spermatogenesis
Cellular component (GO): Golgi apparatus
Molecular function (GO): protein binding
Source: RefSeq, a predicted model, not a curated record